Messenger RNA from Monopterus albus (swamp eel), 830 nucleotides. RefSeq names its product nucleoredoxin like 2 (gene nxnl2). The record is from RefSeq and is a predicted model, not a curated record. Bases 243 to 713 code for a protein of 156 amino acids. Gene Ontology annotation, biological process: photoreceptor cell maintenance; sensory perception of smell; visual perception. Lineage: Eukaryota; Metazoa; Chordata; Actinopteri; Synbranchiformes; Synbranchidae. The transcript has 2 exons.
UGCUGCUGCCGAGCUGGAGAUUACAAGCAACGGUGGUUUCCCAGAAGGACUACAACACAGUCUUCUGUCGUCACUAGGCUGCGGGUGACUGUUUGGAUUGGCUCUAAGUAGUUUCUGUAGGGGAACAUUACAGAAAGGCCUGGGAUGCUGCACUUUUGGAGAACGAUGUCGAGGUGUUGAAACGAUAGUAAGGGCGUAGAGCUUGUGGAUUUUAAGAACUGAAGUGUGAGAGUUUGGUAGACAUGGUAGAGGUAUUUUCCGGGCGGACGCUCCUGAAUAAAGACGGGGAUUGCGUGGACCCCGAAGUGGCGUUGAGGAAUAAAGUGGUGGGGAUCUACUUUUCUGCAGGAUGGUGUCCCCCUUGUCGGGACUUCACACCCAUCCUGUGUGAUUUCUACACAGAGCUGGUUGAGGAGGGUGAGCCUCCUGCUCAGUUUGAAAUAGUUUUUGUCUCCUCUGACAAGUCUCUCGAUGAUAUGGUUGAAUAUUAUCACGACAUGCACGGAGACUGGUUAGCUCUGUCAUGGACGGACGACUACAAACAUGAGUUGAAGCAGCGCUACAAGAUCACAGCAGUGCCCAAACUGGUGAUCGUGAAGGAGAAUGGUGACGUGAUCACAGACAAGGGCAGAAAACAGAUCCGAGACCGAGGCCUGGCCUGCUUCAGGUCCUGGUUGGACGCUGCAGAGAUCUUUCAGAACUUUAACGGUUAGGAAACAACGACAAAGAAAAUGCCUCGUUUUUUUCCGCAUAGGCAACUGUAGCCACAUGAUGUAUAGACGGGUGACAAAUAAAAGGAAAAGCCUGAACAAAUGAGUGGCCUCUUCCAG